CAUGCGUUCGCGCCUCGCUGUUGCUCAGUUUGACGUGGAGUGAGUCCCGUCAAGGUGAAUAUGUACGUACUGCUGCCAUACCGGUGCGAGUGUUAAAUCGAUUGCCAUUCUUCGCUUUCUUUGGCACAUGCUGCGGCGUCGGGCAUGCUGCGCUACGGUGCUUCUAAUCGCAUGGCGUCUCAACUUUAAUAAACUGGAGCGCGAUACUAAGGCGCUCCUCGUUGCUUUGCCUUGCUCUCAUCAUGGGCGCGGCUCAAAGCAACACAUCUCAGCAACGUCCAGCGCAGAAUAAUGCUCCUGACCUGACACCCCUGGUUGAAAUGUCCACACUUUCUGAAAGGCAUGAGUGGAUCCGACGGCUGUUUCACUACGUCGCCCGGGAGCUCGAGACCGCGGAGCAUGAUGGUCGCGAUCAUCCACUCUGCCAAGAAUGGUCCAUUUUGCAGCGCAGACAUGAUCAAAUUUUCCGCGACUCGGUACAAAACGCUGGUGUAAGCGCGGGAUGUCUUCAAGCUCUUCAAAAGAACAUGACAAUAUGGCAAUGUACUUCUACGCCUGAAAUCAACAUGAAGGACAUGGUCAAUUUCAACCAAGCACUCGAAGGCCACAGGCUCAAAGCACAUGGUAUAGCCGUGAGGAUUGAACAGCUAGGUGAAGCUGUCAAGGAAUUCAGACUGCGUACACCAGACUUUGGGACAAGAUUAGCACACUCUGCCGUCGAUGCCUUGGAUAGAUUGCUAGAUAUUUUGCUCAGCAUGAUAGAAUGGGUAACGUCGCGUGUUUUUGGAAUGCGUGGAAUCGGGUACUGCGAUGCUUGUGAAUGCGCGCACGUCAAUACGCACCACAAUAUAGAGGGCCCACUGUCAAAGACCGUGAAAACGUGGAAGGUCCUGGAUAUGAAAUACGCAUAUCUACUUGACGCUUUGGCAGCAGCCUGUUCGGUGGCCAACGACCCCGAAGGUUUCGACGUUCACCUCAAAGCUGCAAGAUCGUCGUGCAUGGUUUUGUAUGAGUGCAUGUCCGCUUACAGUACAGAUUGAACUUCGUGAUUGACUGAGUUGACUCAUGUGCCAUAUCAUUU
This is a messenger RNA of Laetiporus sulphureus 93-53, 1081 nucleotides long. RefSeq lists its product as uncharacterized. The record is from RefSeq and is a predicted model, not a curated record. The transcript is spliced from 8 exons. Bases 243 to 1040 code for a protein of 265 amino acids. Lineage: Eukaryota; Fungi; Basidiomycota; Agaricomycetes; Polyporales; Laetiporaceae.